UGAUUGCCAGAUGGGGAUCAAGCCUAGCUAGGCACAAUAGCAAAGAUAGCUAUUUGCAACCACAUGCGCAUUGUCUAGCGACUGUGCGUUGCAACCGCCUCCACAUUUUAUCUUGUUUUCUUACUAUCACCAUCCAACGAUUCAUCUACAUUCAUUCAAACCACACUAACAGAUUACCAUGAGCAUAUCCCCCCCACACAACCGCAAAGGCAGCUUCCUCACUCAGCUCUUUACGCUGCGUCGCAGGAAUCAAAACUUGAAUCUCGAGCCCUACAUUCAUGAUCCCGCGGCCGAUGCACCGCCGCCACCUCCUCCCAAAGAUUACAAGCAGGCACCGGUGUCCGCGCGAAGACCUUUCCUGGGAGAUGGAUACAUCAGCGAGAAGCCCCUCCUAUUCGAUGUCGAUCUCAAUGUUCUAGCUCAGCAGAAGAUAGUGCAGCCACCGCAGCCCGCCUCGCAGCCGAUCCCUUUUCUGAAGCAAACACUGCCACGGAUUCCGAUCAAGGCACAAUCACCUCCUACUACGCCGUUGACGCCCGAAGAGAGAGCGCGCCGCAGGUUGGCUGCGCAGCACCAAUCUCAGCUCGAAAAAGAAGCCAUGCUUAGGGAAGAACAUGAACGCCAAGAGAUGAAACGACGCAAGAAACAGGAGCAAGAACGUCGGGAACGUGAGGAAGAAGAGGAAAGGAAAGCGGCACUGCAAGAGGAGCUGCGGGCCGCGGCGCUAAGGAAAGCAAGAAUGGAGAGAGAGGAUAGAGAAAGAGAACAACAACAAUUGCAAGAGCUACGGGAGAGGAAACAACUCGAGAAAGAGCGGAGACAGCAACACACGAAGAAGAUGGAACGAUGGCGAGCCGAGCAGAUGCAGCGCGUUGAGUCCCAACACAGUGAAAAGGAGGAAGAGCGUAGAAAGUCAGCGGAAGGGAGACGCAUGAGAAUUUCUCGCAUGAACGAGGAUGUAUUCUCCGCCAGCACGGCAGACAAGAUGGUGGGCUGGGUAACGGUACAACCACCCGACAUGCUGGCGUGGAAGAGGCGGUAUUACACAUUUGAAAUGGGCCAUGCAGAAUCCAAGAUGUUGCUGUACGGAAAUCCAAGGGAGGUCGCCAAACCUUUGGACGUCAUCCCUCUGGACGGACGCGUUGAUUCGUUAGCAGAAUGGUAUGAGGGCUUUGAGGAACUAGAGGCGAUUCCUCACUCGUUUGCUGUGCGCUUUGUCGAUGGCGUCGAAUGGCGAAUGUUCGCAGAUUCAGCAGAAGAAAAGGAUCGACUGCUGGUGCUAUUGAGCGAGGCGGCGGGCGUGAUCUUGUAAAGAAUCUGUGAAGUAUUUAUAUGUUAAGUUACAAGAUAACAAGGGAGGGUACAAAUGUGUAUUUCUAGCAGCAGAACCUAUGUGUAGCUUUUUCCAAUCUUUCAGCUAAUAUAUCAUGAUGGAGGUCAAACGACACGUUCGAAAUGAGUAAAGGUGAGUACUUACAUACCGGUUGCGCUAGAGCCUUGUCAAUAGCGUUUAAACGUGGUCUAUACC
Suillus paluster is the source of this 1528-nucleotide messenger RNA. RefSeq lists its product as uncharacterized. NCBI's taxonomy places the organism in Eukaryota, Fungi, Basidiomycota, Agaricomycetes, Boletales, Suillaceae. The record is from RefSeq and is a predicted model, not a curated record. The transcript has 3 exons. Bases 179 to 1312 code for a protein of 377 amino acids.